This is a messenger RNA of Daphnia carinata, 2491 nucleotides long. RefSeq names its product alpha-1,6-mannosyl-glycoprotein 2-beta-N-acetylglucosaminyltransferase-like (gene Mgat2). The record is from RefSeq and is a predicted model, not a curated record. Gene Ontology annotation, biological process: protein N-linked glycosylation; oligosaccharide biosynthetic process. NCBI's taxonomy places the organism in Eukaryota, Metazoa, Arthropoda, Branchiopoda, Diplostraca, Daphniidae. Gene Ontology annotation, cellular component: Golgi stack; Golgi membrane. Bases 376 to 1761 code for a protein of 461 amino acids. Gene Ontology annotation, molecular function: alpha-1,6-mannosylglycoprotein 2-beta-N-acetylglucosaminyltransferase activity. The transcript is spliced from 8 exons.
UUGGCAUGAUUGGCCUGCUUUUUCGUUCGGGAUUCGGUAUUUUGGUUCCACUUUCAUCAGUUUCGUGAUCUCAGUUGUAGGAAAGCAGUGGAGAAAUUCCGGCCCGCUUCGGGGUUCUCCCUGCGUUUGUGUCGUUGAGUGUAGUGGGACGCUUUCUCCUUGGCUUUCUUCCGGAAAUUUGACAUCUUCAUUCUGUACCAUGGCUUCUAGAGAUUUGUUUAUCCUACAAUGAAUUCUCUACCGAAUCUCCCCAAAUCUAUUUUUUUAUUCAUUUCUUGAUCACUUGUGCUUAUUCCGCUACCUCGGUUGAAUAGUGACAGUUUUUAAUUCGGAGGCUUGAGAGACGGUGAAAGUCUCCCUUUCACCAUCAACCAGAUGAAAAUGUUUCUUGUCACAAAGCUACGCAAGAGUUUCUUGAUGAGGGUAUGCCUAACAUUGGCAGUAGUCUCUCUCCUAUGGCUCCAUGUUGGAGUUUUCAUUUAUCGUGGAGCUGAAAUUGACUUUGAACAUAGGUUUAAUAGCAGCUCAGUUUUAUUAAAUCAUCCAAACUUCAGUAAUAUAGAACUUGCCAAACCCACAAACCUGACUGUUCCAGAACUGAUGGAAAAAAUAACUCUUGAAAACAAUGAACAGAAAAUUUGGAAUUCAAAUCAUAUUUCAUGGCCACCAGUUAAUGAAACUGAAAUUUGGCCAAAAGGAAUCGUGAUUACAAUUCAAGUUCACAAUCGGAUUUCGUACUUAAGGAAACUACUUCAAAGUCUAUCUCAAGCAGCUUGGAUAGAUAGAGCUUUACUUGUAUUUUCACACAACAUUUACAGUGAAGAACUGAAUGAAAUUAUCCAGUCCAUUCCCUUUGCAAAUGUGAUGCAAAUUCAUUUCCCCUAUUCCACUCAACUUUUUCCGUCCAGUUUUCCGGGAGACUCUCCUUCAGAUUGUCCGAGGGAUAUUAACAAAGAACGGGCGAUUGCGAUCGGAUGUAGCAACGCCGAAACUCCAGAUUUAUACGGCCACUAUCGUGAAGCGCGAUACAGUCAAACCAAGCAUCACUGGUGGUGGAAGACCAAUUUCAUAUUUGGAAAAAUCAGAGCUCUUCGUGAUUACGAUGGUCCAGUCAUUUUUAUGGAAGAGGAUCAUUAUGUUGCAGAAGAUUUUCUACAUGUACUUUGGCUUCAACAGACAUUACUUAGAGGAGGGUCUCAAUGCAAUUUCUGCAAUCAAGCCCAGAUUCUCUCGUUAGGAUCUUAUCCCAAAUACUUUAACCACCGGGAAGCAUCGAAUAUGGUCGAAUUGUUACCAUGGGCGUCCAGCAAACAUAACAUGGGCAUGGCAUUCAAUCGUUCAGUUUGGCAAAAUUUCCAAAAAUGCUCUGAAAUGUUUUGUUCUGUGGACGAUUACAAUUGGGACUGGUCCCUACUCCACGUUGCACAACAGUGUCUGCCUUCGUUAUUCGGCGAUUUUCCCAACGAGAAAGGGAAAACGAAAUUCAUUUUGGGAGCUUUAGUCUUGAAAGCUCCUCGAAUAUUCCAUAUAGGCGAAUGUGGGGUCCAUCACCGUAAAGCGAGUUGUGCGUCUGACACGUCAACGUUGCAGAAAGCAGAAACAUCGUUGAGGGCUGCGCGCAAGGCCGAAACCCUUUUCCCAACAACUUUGAGAACCAAAAAUAUGUUGGGUAGCAAAGCACUUCGUCUGAAAAAAGGAAAUGGUGGGUGGGGGGAUCCUCGUGAUAGAGAGCUGUGCCUAUCUCUCACCGUCAUCGACUAGUUGUCACAUGUAAAGUACCCUUGCACUAGGGUAAGAUUAAAUCAAUUUUAGUGUUGUAGUUCUUAUCGACCAGGCGUCUUUGUAGAACAAAUUUUGUGUUUCGAUACUUUCUACUUAAAAAGCCCAGUCGCACAGUAUGGUGGGAAUAUUGUGAUACAGUAGACAAGAGUCACUUAAAAAUAGCAGGCAAGUCGGUCUCCCAAAAAGUUCGAUUCGCACGAAAUCUGCAAAUUGUCACGUGAACCAAUCGCAUAAAUCGGGGAUUAAACGUCUUAAUUCCAUGCGCACACUCUAGUGAGCUUACUGUCUUUGGGUACAGGCGUUAACUGCCACGAGUUCACAAGGUGUGUUUUUUAAGGCAUUUAUGUCCGUUUAAAAUCAUAAGUUAAUCUGCUUUUGAUUUCCUUUCUGGGUACGAUGUGUUCUCAUUUUUCUCACCUUUUUUGAACUUCGUUUCAUCCACCGACCUUUACAUGUAAUGCGAUCGACUGUGCCUUCGAUGUACCCUACUCGAUAAUUCUAGAUAGAAACAGAGUCUAUUUCUAAUUAUAAUUGUCGUCGUACGCGUGUAGGCAAAUGGAAAUGUAAUCCUCGACUAGUCAAUCAAAUCCCUGUCAAAAUAGCCUUUCUUUUUUUCGUCCCAUUUAAAUGAGUGGUGUGGGUGUAUUUGUGUGUCCUAGCUGUCGGUGUAUUUUCCUCUACAAAACGAAUAGAUUUCUUUACGGUGUAA